This is a messenger RNA of Patiria miniata (bat star), 1081 nucleotides long. RefSeq lists its product as uncharacterized. NCBI's taxonomy places the organism in Eukaryota, Metazoa, Echinodermata, Asteroidea, Valvatida, Asterinidae. The transcript has 4 exons. The record is from RefSeq and is a predicted model, not a curated record. Bases 540 to 899 code for a protein of 119 amino acids.
UGGGCCAGGAAAUCGUAGCGUGCAGAAUCGUUCGGAGUUUUUGGUGGCAACUUUUUUUCUUUCCUAAUGGACUCCUUUUGUGACACUGAUUAAUAUUUUUGAUGUUGCCGGCAGAAAACCCGGCACACUAAUGUGAAAAUCAAGGUAGAAAAUUGCCACUUUCCCGUCGCGUCGGCGAUGUUUUUUUGAACGCCGAUUGAGGGCGGUAUGCUGCAACCUCGAAUCGGCGCUUCGUAGGUGAUUUAGAAAAUCGCGUUAAUUUUCCCGGGGACGAGGACGUCAGGAGGAACAUGGCGGCGCCCGUCUUCAGGACGUGCGUUGGCGAAGAAAGCGGUGAAAUUUCACCAUUUUCAGAGACGAGCUGGAAGAAGUUUGUAACUUGUUGUCAGCAGUGACAAGAAUUGGAUGGAAAGGAGAGAGGAGUUGCCCCAAAAAGCAAAGAUAUAGCGAAAAACGAACGACCAAAGGCCGAGUAUGGCUACCACCGGCAUUGGCAGAUAUUCUGCAAUGUAUCAAAAAUAAAGCGAGCGAAACUGAGGAUGGAGAAGAGCUCAACUAGUGAAGGAGGUGAUGGCGCAGGAGAUGUGGUAAUCCCCCGCAAGAGAAGACGCACAGGAGAGAAAGAGCAAAGGACCAGGCAUGCUCUACCAGUGGAGUGCAUCAUAUGCAAGAAGAGCAAAUGGAUCCAGCCGCCAUAUGGACCGCGGAAAAAAGAGCCACUCACAAACUGUGAAUAUGAAAAAGGUGGACAAAGGCUGCUGAACUACUCAAUGAUGAAUCCAUCCUUCUUGAUAUUCAAGAUCAAGACAUGGUGGCAAUCGAAGUCCGGUAUCACAGAUCAUGCCACAAGAAUUACAUCAAGGCGACUUGCCGUGUACAGACUUGUGUCGUUGCAGUGAUUGUGAGAACACCACUACUGAAGACAUCGAAUGCCUGUCCAGCGAUGACGAAGAAAGUGACAUUGAAGACGAUGAAUAGACACAGGGACUUCACGUAGUACGGAAAAGUUUACAUACAUGUAUUCAUCAUCAGCCAUAUUUAUGUGUUUGCUCAUUCUACAUGUACUUGUAAAUAUGCAUAG